Molecule: messenger RNA, 1925 nt
Organism: Aspergillus homomorphus CBS 101889
Lineage: Eukaryota; Fungi; Ascomycota; Eurotiomycetes; Eurotiales; Aspergillaceae
Product: Zn(II)2Cys6 transcription factor
Exons: 5
Coding region: 169-1863 (564 amino acids)
Biological process (GO): positive regulation of transcription by RNA polymerase II
Cellular component (GO): nucleus
Molecular function (GO): DNA-binding transcription factor activity, RNA polymerase II-specific; transcription cis-regulatory region binding; zinc ion binding
Source: RefSeq, a predicted model, not a curated record
CUUGCAAUCUGGCAGCUAGGCUACGUGCUCUCAAGCCUGGCUCGUCGACAAGAGAGGAGAAUUGUUGAGGUUUGCUUUGCGGGCAUCCCUUCCUUAGUACUAGUAAGAUCACCCUGGUAUACCGGUCCCGUCCCAUAUCUACGUAUCUCAAAACAUAAUAAGCUCAUAAUGUGGGAGGACACAUUUUCCGAGAACACUUGUCAACCUCACACGGCUAUGAACUCACUACAGAGCCAGUUUCACAUCAUUAGUAAGAAAAGAAGCAGGAGAGAGGGCGGAACAUGGACACGCUCCGGUUGCUUGACCUGUAAACGUCGCCGGAAGAGAUGCGAUGAAGCCAAGCCCGGGUGUCGUAGUUGUGCAAGGUUAGGGCUACAGUGUGAGGGAUACGGUUCCAUGUGGGCGGAGCCCUUGAACCCGUCCGCACAGGUCUUCAGUCAUGCGAAAUCAGCAAAACGAAGGAGACUUAGCACAUCCUCAUCCCUUCCCGCUUUUUCUCCAGGUUCAAACAGUGUGAAGUCGCCCGAUCCAAGCACACUAUGGCUGCAAAACUUACCAACUAGCCCCACCACUCCCUCGGAAUCUGGAACUAGUGAUGUGUGCCUGCUGAAUCCCAAUGACAUUCACAGUGAGGAUGGCCAGGUGCUAUCGCCUGCCACUGCUGAAACCAUGAACCUGGCUAUUGUGGCACCUACUCCCUGUAGACCACUGAGUCAUCUUUCUCAAUUGGAAUCUCACUAUCUUCGAUAUCAUAUGGAACUCGGCUCCAAAUUGCUCGCGAACCUUGAGAGUGCCGACAAUCCCUUACGGUCUCUGAUAAUACCUCGAGCUCUGUCUUCUUCCCUUCUGAUGAAGGCUUUAUGCGCAGUAUCUGCGACACAUUGCGCGAAUCGAAUCGCCUAUCAUUGGGAAGCCCAAACUGCUGCUACGACGUAUUACAUUCAAACCCUAAAAGGACUGCAAUCUGUGCUCUCUGAAUAUACCGCCGGGAGCUUUCCUGAUGAAGCUAUUCUCGCGGUGGCUCUGCUCUGCAAGUACGAGAUCGUUCGUGGGAGCGUCAAACAGUGGGUAGCACAUCUGAAUGCACUGCAAGGGCUAGUCAUUGCACGGGGUGGAUUUAGCGCUUUGAGUCAAGACACCAGGGAGUUCUUGAUGGGCUUCUACAUAUAUGCUCAUAAUGUCGCCAAAAUCAGCAAUCGCAAGCAGGUCACCUCAAGUAUGCUUGAGGAUGAAAGCAUUAGAAUUACCAAACUCGACAUCUACAUAGGUUACGCAGAGGAUCUCGUCAAACUCUGUGCGAGAAUUGCGGACCUGCCAUUCCUUAGUCACGACCCUGCAGCUUUGGGUCUGGAAAUUCAUGCAGUCGAUACAUCACUACGUGAUUGGACACACCAGGACAUAGAAUACAUCAUCCCCGAAGGUAUAACAGAAAUGAAUCUCUGUCGCCUGCGGAUGGUCGCAAAUUGUUUCCGCGAUGCGGCAUACAUAUACCUCUAUUCUAUCCUAGAGAAGAUGAGCAAGGGCAUGAAGACCGUCUUUGCAGCGGCACCGUGGUCAACUUUCAUCACCAUGCCGAGGUCAGGCGCCCUGCACCAACUACUAGGCAGAAUCCGAACGGCGUCUCCCCUCAAUGCACAUUGCGAGUACUCAGCUCUCACAUUUCCAUUGCUUAUAGCGGGCUGUGAAGUCAAGGAUUCUGAGGAUAAAGAUCUUAUUUUGGCAUGCCUGACUAGCCUGGAGGUCAAUUUCGGAAUUGGUAAUGUCAAACGAGCAAAGGAGCUGCUACGCGCGCUAUGGACCACAGAAGGGGUGCAUUGGUUGGAUCUAUUAGAGCAAUUACAGUGGGAUCUCAUACUUGCUUGAGUUGAGCGAUCAACUUAAAAAGGCUGCAUGGCUUCGGAAGAUGGAGAAUGUACAUACUAGAC